UACCUAUAUAUACAUUCUUUAUCUCUUCCGAACGCCCUACUUCUCAAGAAAAUUAGGGUUUGCAGUCACUGCUUUGUUUAGAUCAGAACCAGAUCGUGUUCUCUUCUUCCAUUGGCAAACAUGGCAACUCAAAUGAGCAAGAAGAGAAAGUUUGUGGCGGAUGGAGUGUUCUUCGCCGAACUGAACGAGGUUCUGACACGUGAGUUGGCGGAGGACGGUUACUCCGGCGUGGAGGUUAGGGUUACGCCGAUGCGCACCGAGAUUAUCAUCAGAGCCACCAGAACCCAAGCCGUUCUCGGUGAGAAGGGAAGGAGAAUUAGGGAACUUACCUCAGUGGUGCAGAAGAGGUUCAAAUUUCCCGAGAACAGCGUCGAGCUUUAUGCUGAGAAGGUCAACAACAGAGGCCUCUGUGCCAUUGCUCAGGCCGAGUCGCUUCGCUACAAGCUUCUCGGUGGCCUCGCUGUUCGCAGGGCUUGCUAUGGUGUUUUAAGAUUUGUGAUGGAAAGUGGGGCCAAAGGAUGCGAGGUCAUUGUUAGUGGAAAACUGAGAGCUCAGAGAGCCAAGUCCAUGAAAUUCAAGGAUGGAUACAUGAUUUCUUCUGGACAACCUGUCAAGGAUUACAUUGACUCAGCAGUGAGACAUGUGCUACUAAGACAGGGUGUUCUUGGUAUCAAGGUUAAGAUCAUGCUUGAUUGGGAUCCUAAAGGGAAACAGGGUCCUAAAACUCCCCUUCCUGAUCUUGUCACGAUCCACACUCCAAAGGAGGAAGAAGAAUACAACCGGCCUCCUGCUGUAUUGGCAAAUGAUAUUGAGGUGGUUCCCGUUGCUUGAAAUGUUUUUGAUUGCUUGGAAUAGUAACGGGUAGUAUUUGAGUUCCUAGUAUGCAAUCCUUGUUGGGAAAGACUAGUUCAAAGUUUUGGUAGUUUUCUUGACAGUUUAUGAAAUUGCUACUAAGUACAAAGUAUUUAAGCAUCAAUUGAUUUUUUUUAUUAUUAUUUAACUCUACAUGUGCUGAGCAGUUCAAAUUGUGUUAGUGGUUUAUAAUGUCAUUGGUUUGGGUA
Messenger RNA from Glycine soja, 1061 nucleotides. Its product is annotated as 40S ribosomal protein S3-3-like. The record is from RefSeq and is a predicted model, not a curated record. Gene Ontology annotation, cellular component: cytosolic small ribosomal subunit; nucleus. Lineage: Eukaryota; Viridiplantae; Streptophyta; Magnoliopsida; Fabales; Fabaceae. The transcript is spliced from 6 exons. Gene Ontology annotation, molecular function: structural constituent of ribosome; RNA binding. Bases 121 to 831 code for a protein of 236 amino acids. Gene Ontology annotation, biological process: translation.